Molecule: messenger RNA, 2139 nt
Organism: Xyrauchen texanus (razorback sucker)
Lineage: Eukaryota; Metazoa; Chordata; Actinopteri; Cypriniformes; Catostomidae
Product: transmembrane protein 106C-like
Exons: 8
Coding region: 142-957 (271 amino acids)
Source: RefSeq, a predicted model, not a curated record
GAACAGACAGAAACAACACAUACACGUGACACAGGCAGACCGCUGAAUUAAACCGAAACAACAAAGAGAGUGAUUAGACGGAUAUCUGUGUGUCUUUCGAGGACAAUCAUUUUAUCAGGCUGGAGUUGGUGUGGACAGCUCAUGGGUGCAUCUGUGUGCCGUCUCGGCCGCUCGCUACUGUCUCUCCCGGAUCAAAGCAGGACCGGUCAGAAGAGCGUUCAGACGGGCGGCGAUGACUCUCUGGAUGGGCUGGACAGACAGGACGACAUCGCCCAGUUCUCAUAUGUGGAGUUCACUGGUCGAGACAGUAUCACCUGUCCUACUUGCCAGGGCUCUGGACGCAUCCCAUCAGGACAAGUGAAUGAGUUGGUUGCUCUGAUCCCCUACAGUGAUCAAAGGUUACAGCCCAGGAGAACGAAGUUGUAUGUGGUGCUGUCAGUGAUUCUGUGUCUGCUGGCAUCCUCAUUGGUGGCCUUCUUCAUGUUUCCUCGACCUGUGCUGGUUGUUGAUGACGGCAUUCGCUCUGUGACUGUGCACUUUGACCGCAACAACAGUAAAGUGCUCAUCAACAUGACGAGCUCUCUGAACUUCACCAACUCCAAUUUCUUCACGAUGUGGCUGGACAGCCUGAGCUGUCAGGUGCUUUAUAUGAAGACGGUCAUCGGAUCUCAACAGCUUGACAGUGUCAUCCAAAUUCAGCCGCUCAGUCAGAGAAGGGUCAACUUCACUAUCAGUAUGGAAAUCGGUGGAAGCCUUUCUUAUGUUUAUGCUUUCUGCUCUAUGGCAAGCAUCAAGGUCCACAACAUAGUUGUUUUCAUGCAGACCUCAGUGAAAACCUCCUACAUGGUGCGGACAGCACAGAACACACUGGAAGCUUACCGCUACAUUGACUGUGGUGCCAACUCCAACAUCCACCAGCCCUCAGGAAUAGUUUGGUCGAAACCUCACUUCUCUUAGAGUGGAAAACUGCUCUGGGGAAAGAGACAUUUUUGAACAGACGGUUGGAUUCUUUAGAGCAGCACUAGGGGUCUGUUUGCCUCAAAACGGAGAUCUUUGUGGGCUGAAUUCUGAUAGUUGUACUGAGAUAUUGAACAUGUUGAACAGCGCAGCUAAAAUGUGACACAUUGCUUAAUUUAAUCAUUGCUGAUUGGUUGUUGUGGUCACUACAACACAAUGGGAAUUUAAGCUCUCAACUUAUGGUCUUUGCUAUAUCGAGAGCUUCUUGAACUUUCCAUGGCAUUAAUUUAGAAUCUCUAAAGGGUGUGAUUUUAAUUGUGUAGUGAUUAUUUAAGAAAAAAAGGGAGAGUUAAAUAUUGAAUGGAUUUUCAUUGUCAACGUGCACUUUAAAAUGCCAUUUUAUGUGAUGAUUUUGUGUCUGGUUUAUGAUAUUGCAGUCUUGUAAAAUAUUUUUAACAUUUUUGUUGAUUUAUGUCUUUGCAAAUUUACUCCACUAUUGAAAUCUGCUAUAUCUCUAAUUAUUUUGAUGAGUUUACUUUUUAAUGCUAAAGACUUUGUGUGUUUAAGUUUCAAUCUCCAUUUCUCUGUUGGGUGGUUCUUAAAGUGUUUAAUUCAGCCAUUUAAGUCAGUACUUGAAUUCAUCCACCAGCCACAAAGGCAGAGAUGUGUGUAAUAUAUAGAUAAAAAGCGGUGUAGCAGAAAAUGUGUUCAUGUUUUCAGAAGAGCUGAAAAUUGAGAUAUACGGUAUUUCAGCUCUGAAUUGUUGAAAAUUGUUUCAAUCAACUGCUGAAUAUGAAGUAGCUGGUACAAAAAUAAUUGUCUCGUUUUGGCUCUGUGAUGCCAUGAGGACUGUAAUGAGAGCAAUUAUAAUUUUUCAAGUGCAAUUAUGCAAGAUAUUUUGUUUUCACCCAUGCAUUAGGGCUUUCACCAUGUUGUUAGCAAUUUUAUUAACUUUUUUAUCUAAUGAAAAUUCUGAAAAUACUUAUGGAAAAUUACUAAUCACUCACAAUCAUAAGGAUCUGAUGUAUACUGGAUUUGGUGUUUAAAAAGAAAAAAAGGCAUUUGUACUUUAUCUGAACUUUUCUCAACAUGCCUUAUUGACAAAGAAAAAUAAGAUGAUGAUAAAAUAUUUAAUUCAGUAUUGUUUUGAAUGAGUUGCAUUUAAAGAUCAAAGUAAAUACU